AUGACUGCACUCCAAGCCCUGUGCCCCGUGUACGAAAGAUUGGCCGGGGAUACAAAAAAGAAAGACAAAGGGCUCCCGGACAUUCCGCCUGAUGCAGCUGGGAUGCAAAUCAAAAAGGACAGUCGCUCGCACGCCGCGGACUCUGCCGAGUGCCCCCCUGUUCUUCGAAUGGUGCUCUCAUUCUGUGCACUCCUCACCGCUCACGCGCUGGCCUACGCGCCAGCCGCCCACGUCCUGCGCCACCACUCACCCGGGCCGCUCGCGCUGGCACGGCCACGACCCAGCCCGGCCAUGGUCCUGCUGCGGAGGCGCGCAUUUGGCGAGAGCUUUGUCGGCCGCUUGUGGAGCCACGCGAACGCCGACCGGUACCGCCAGAGCUCUCGCCCAUGGACGGCGCAGUUUCAUUCAACCAGGUCCAUCUGGCUGUCGUCUCUUAAGACGCUGCGCCACUCUGAGGUUCUGAGCGGCAUCCUGCAGCCGCUGCUGCUCACGACGACUGCGUCUCUCGGUGUCGCGCUCUUUGACUCGGUUGCAGACGGGGUGCCGGGGAAGUCGGCGUCGAAGGCCCUCUUCCAGAUGCAUUCGCUGCUCGGCGGCGCCCUCUCUCUGCUCCUCGUCUUUCGGACAAACAGCGCGUACAACCGCUUCUGGGAGGCGCGUCGCAUCUGGGAGAACCUGCUCAACCGGUGCCGCGAGCUGGCGCGGUACGCCUACUGCUUCCGCGACCAGCUCCAGCCGUGCCGCGUCGACCGGCUCGCCCAGCUGCUCACCGCCUUCCCCGUGAUGCUCCGGCGCCACUUGUGCGGCGAGGCGCGGCCCGCCGCUGAAGGCCUGCUCGCGCCGCUCGCGCCGCUGCCGGCACCGCUGUGCGACGCGAUGCGUUCCUCCUCGUCGCGCCCGCUCUACUUGUGCAAGCGGCUCGCCGCCGAGAUCUCGGGCGUCUCAGAUGCGUCCGACGGCACCUUCACCUCGCGCGAGCGGCUGAUGGGGCUCUCGCUGGUGAACCAGCUCGGCUCGUACGUCGGCGCAUGCGAGCGGCUGCUGCAGACGCCGGUGCCGCUCAACUACGCGCGCCACACGUCCCGCUUCCUCACGCUGUGGUGCUUGACGCUGCCCGUCUCGCUGGUCGGCUCGAUGGGGCUGCUCGUGGUGCCCGUCACCGCCUUUGUCACGUGGUGCCUCUUCGGGAUCCAAGAGAUCGGGCUCUUCAUCGAGCACUGCGCGCUCGACAACGGCGACAUCUUCAUGGACCAGCUCUCGGACCAGGAGCGCGCCACGUGGAGGCACGACGGUGUCGGCGGCGGCAGCUGCCAGGGCGGCGCCGGCUCGGACUCCGACUUCGCGGCUCGGUACGUGCCACCCGCGCCGAUGCCCUUCUGA
Emiliania huxleyi CCMP1516 is the source of this 1380-nucleotide messenger RNA. RefSeq lists its product as hypothetical. Gene Ontology annotation, molecular function: chloride channel activity. The coding region runs from base 1 to 1380 and encodes 459 amino acids. The record is from RefSeq and is a predicted model, not a curated record. The transcript is spliced from 5 exons. Lineage: Eukaryota; Haptophyta; Isochrysidales; Noelaerhabdaceae.